This is a messenger RNA of Pochonia chlamydosporia 170, 4275 nucleotides long. RefSeq lists its product as hypothetical. The record is from RefSeq and is a predicted model, not a curated record. NCBI's taxonomy places the organism in Eukaryota, Fungi, Ascomycota, Sordariomycetes, Hypocreales, Clavicipitaceae. The transcript is spliced from 5 exons. Bases 1 to 4275 code for a protein of 1424 amino acids.
AUGGAUGACGCCACGAUACCCACUGACAUAGCGAGGAGCGCAAAGGCGUGUAAGAAGGUUUUCGACGCGCCGUCAGGGCAUACAUGGAUGCGGUCGGCACAAGUCGACUUUAACCUGUGGUGUUCCACUAUCAAAGCCACGUCAGAGGACAAGUCGGGGAUGGGUCACAGAUUGAGGAACUAUCCAGACGCACGAGAGUCCAUUUGCAAUCUUCUCGAUGCUUUGAAAACCUCUGUUGAAGGCGCACUGGCUAUCUAUGCGAAAGAGCUUGAAGAUGGCAACUCAGAAGACUUGGCAGAUGAUAUUCCUGAGUUGGAAGAGGACGAUGACCCCGCUUGGGAGGGAGAGUUGGAAGACUCGGAUAGCGCACAGGAAUCCGACGAAGUACAGUCUUCCUCGACAAGAUCAGACUCACCAGCCAAUGCGCUCAUUAACUCUGAGAAUCAUGAAGAUGAGAGUCGCAAAGAUGACCGUCGUGAAGGCGAGAGUAAUGAAAACGACGAUGCCUUGAGCAACUCCGGCUCAACCUCGACCAAUGACUCGGCCCUUGGAGAAUACAUCUCAUAUGUCAGAACUAUUCUAGACCAACUGACAAGAAUAUCUCUCACAAUCCGGAGAGCCGGCGCCAAAUACCGCUUUGAAAGGGCGGACCAGGCCCUGAAGGAGACGGAAGAAGUCCAAGCGUUCCGUCGGCAUCUCACAACCAUCAUCAACUCUGGUUUUCCCGACAAUGGCGCACAGGGUUUGUCGGCCAUAGAAAAGAUGAAACGAGUCUAUGAUGACAGCAAAUUUAGCCCCGUCCAGCGGAAACUCAUACGAGCAAAUGUUCUCCGAAAACAUCGUAUUGAAUAUUUCACCAAAGCACGAGCCACCAGGAACCUCGCUCCAGUGGAAGGACCCCAGGAAGUCAAGAUGCAAAAGCCAGACAAGGCUCCAGCUGCGGUGGAUCAAGCUCCUCCUACAAGCAUUGUAUCCUCUAAAGCAAAAGAAAGACAAAGUCGACCAGUCACCCAAAUUGCUCCUGAAGUGCAUGAGGCACCAGUCGAAAAGACCCGCUCAAUCUACACUGCCGCAGUAACGGCUACCGAUGUUGGCCCGAAUUUUGAUGCUGCGGAUCUAUCUGCGGAAAAGACGCCAUCAAGGGUAUCUGGGAUAACAAAGAUCGGAGAAUCACAGGCUUAUCCAGGUUGUCCAAAGCCCCAGCCAAACGGCACACUGAUCUGUCCGUACUGCGGUGAUAAACUGCCGGAAUCGUAUGCGAAGAAUGAGCAAAGUUGGAAGGCACACGUCGCUCAAGACAUUCUACCCUACUCAUGCAUUAUGGAAGAGUGCAGCAACGACAAUGAUAUGUACCUCAAGGCAGAUCAGCUACUUGCGCAUAUGAAAGCAAAGCAUUCCUCAACUAAAUGGACUUGCACUCCCUGCUCAACUGACACUAAGCUGACCGCUGAGUCUGAUAAGAUCGGUCAGCCCGAUUCCCAAGUUCUGGUAUUCUUUGACAGUGCCGAAAGCUGGCUGGCCCACACAGAAAGAGAGCACGGCAGCCUUGAACCAGCACCUCAGCGGGAUAUCCUCGCGGAACUCAGCAAGCGACAGCUCAUUGGCCCACUAGAGUGUCCGCUGUGUAAAACCGAGCCCACGGAGCUGAGGUCAGGAAUUGACGAGCACAUUUUGAAGCACUUACACGAAUUCGCGCUUCGAGCGCUUCCUGGAGACGCUGCCCCAGCGAAUGAGAAAGACAGCACUUCGUUUCAGGCAUCGAGUAGCGCCAGUCUACUGUCGUAUACGAAAGACGGUUGGACUGUCCAUGUCAGUACUCCAGAUGAUGCCGUUAUCCCCAAAGAAAUAGUGAGGAAGAUACUCUUUGGCAACCUCGAAUUGAAAUUCCAAGAACUUGAACCGAGGUUCAAGCAGAAAGCCCGAAGAAAUCUAGCAAAAUGUCGAGAUAUUGUGGAAUUGGGAUUUCGUUCCUACCAAAUUGACUACAUACCCCAAACGUAUAAUCCUCCGCUCGUCAAUCUACAGGAGGCCUGCCACACCGUCAACUCCAGAACCACACUUGAGAUGGAGCAGAAUAUUUUAAGUGCUGCAAUGCAGCGGGUUUUGGACUUGGAUAUCCGCGAAAUACAAGAAUACUCGUUUUUUCUCCUUCGCCUCAAAAAAACGGCCAAGUAUCUCAUGGAUUUGCCACUUCCGUCUCCCGGCCCAGACCGAGUCGAAAUUGAAGACAUUGCGGAAAUGAUAGACACUGGCUUGACCAAGGACACCGACCUGACCAGGCACUCGAAUAAGUACAAAAACAGCCCUAUGCCUCUCGGCGAAAAGUUCAGGAAGCCGACAAGGGAUGACGUGGCACUUGUUAGACAAUUGAGUCUCCUGCCAAAUAUCAUCCUUACUGGGCCUGAUCCUAGCAAGAACACUACAGCUACAAUAGCGCUAGUCAAUGACUUGAAAGAGCGGGUAGAAGACUGGUCAAUUUUCUGGGUUGAUGCUCGAAGCAUAGCUUCCAUCGAAAAGUCAUAUCUGCAAAUUCUGGAAACACUCAUCGAAGUGAAACCAGGAGGAGAAUAUGACAUGCCUAGAUGUGGUAUCAAAGCACUUAUGCACUACCUCUCUUGGAUGCACGAAGGGCUUUGGAUCAUGGUCUUUGACAGAUUAGAGGCCCAUGGGGCAAUAUAUCUCCGGAUGGAGAACAUGCUCCCUCGUUCCUGUGCUGGAGCAAUUAUAAUAUCCACGACUGACCCUACAUCCGCGCAGUUGCUUGGCAUCGCAGAAGUCAUUCAACUUCCCGGAACAGACUCCUCAUUCGAUAGGAAUAGGGACAAAUAUGUCGACCUCAGAGCACAUCUCUCCGCCGUACUCGUGUCAAAGCCUACUGCAGGCCCCAUAGAUAUCGACAAGGACACGAGAAGCUUUGACUACUUCGCCAAACUAAAACUUGACCCGAUCCAGGAGCGUUUAGUGGAGGCCAAUUUGCGACGCCGGCACAGAUUUAUGGAAGCUCAGCAGCUCUCUGGCGGGCUGAAGCGCCCUUCCACCAAGGCUUCCAAUACCACAAUCCCACAGCAGCCUGUCCCAAUGGCAACAAUCCACACAGACCAAGAAGCUCGCCCGAUAGAAGACAUUGCUUCCAAAUUGAGGGAAUACAGGCCCUCGAUUGAAAGCCUAACUGUAUCCACGAUAUACGCGCCGUCGGCGUCCGGUCUAGACUUGAAACAAGAAGGAUUUCCAACAACAAUUCGGGCCAGGCCAACAAUUGAAUACCCCAGAGUGCAUGCUCCACGGAGCCCAGAUCAGAAUCUGGUCAAAUGCCCCUGUUGCUGUCAAGCUCUUCCGGUCACUGAACUGGCCAGGAGUCGUUGGAGAAAGCAUUUGGCAAACGACCUACGUCCUUACACCUGUGUUGUUAACAACUGUCCUACGCCGUAUGAUCUCUUUGCAACGAAAAAGGAGUGGAAGGAUCAUGUUAUGAACGACCAUCUAUGUCAAUGGCAAUGCCCUGACUGCGACGGAGACACUCCUAUGUUCGAGUCUCGUCUUGACAUCAAAAGUCAUUUGUUGUCCAAGCACGCAGAAAGGGAUCUUGGUCUUUGGGGGAAAUUGUUUUCAACUGCCGAACUCUUGGAGCUCAAACACCCAUAUGCUAGAUCCGGCGAUGUCGAUAAAUUGUUUUCAGAUGUCGAAAUCGACGUGCCGUGGAUUACAACAUGUCCCAUAUGCGACGCCAAAGGGUCUCAGGAUUCAUUGGACUUGGAGGAACAUGUUUUGGAGCAUGUCCAUGACUUUUCUCUCCGCUCCCUUCCUUGGCCUAUGGACCAACCUAUCAGCCUAGACAAACCCGUCGGAACAUUCGAUACUGUCAAUGAACGGAAUUCCCAUAUUGCCGAAUGGGCUGAAAGUGUGGCUCCAACCCUCAAGGAGGGCCCCGAUGGAGGCCACAUCAUCUACGAUUUUGAGGGCUACGAGGUCGAGGUGGAAGUUUCGCCGGUAGAAGGCUCGAUCGUGAAGCGCAACCCACACGAACCGUCGCUGCAGCUCUGCAGCUUUGACCUGAAUCCACCAGCCGCUGACAAGAAUGAGUCGACAUUGAUGGCUCGGGCGGAGGAGGAUUAUUUUUCCCAAAAUGUUUAUUUCGUGGAUGGAUCCAGCGCGGGUCAGUUCGAUUCCGAACGCUCUCUCUCGUCCUGGGCCACCGAAGGUUCCAUCCACUCUGCCGGGGAAGUUGGCCAAAUCGUAUCAAGAGUUGAAGACACGAGCUUGUCAGAUGGUAGGUAG